CCACAAUAAAUUAAAAACAAAAAAGCAUUCACUGUCACUUCAUCCCCUUUCUAAUACCAGCCAACAACAACAACAACAAAAAGCAUAAAAAAAAAAACGCUUAAAACCACAGUUUGAGCAAAAAAAUUUGUCUCUUCUUUCAACCCUUCAUUUUUCUGGGUAUGAAUGUAUAGUUUUUCAUACACAACAAUGUUGGGUUUGGGUUUUCCUCAAAAUUUGUCAAUGCUGUUGUUUUUUGUUCUUUUUUACAGUCUUUUUACAACUAGUUCUUCUUCAGAUCUGAAUUCUGACCGUGACGCGCUACUCGCGCUACGCGCCGCCGUGGGUGGCCGUACUUAUUUAUGGAACACAACUAAUACAACACCAUGUAAAUGGGCUGGUAUUUCAUGUGAAAAUAACCGUGUUACUGUUCUCAGGUUACCGGCAUCUUCACUUAUCGGUAACCUUCCGGUUAACACCAUUUCAAACUUAACUAAGCUCCGUACAAUUAGUCUCCGGUUUAACCGGUUAUCUGGUUCACUUCCUUCUGAUUUUUCUAAACUUACUGAGCUACGUAAUCUUUACCUUCAGGAAAAUAACUUUACCGGUGAUAUUCCGUCUUCUUUUUUUACCCUUCAUUUUAUGGUACGUUUAGAUCUUAGUAACAACAAUUUUACUGGUGAGAUACCAACCGGGUUUAACAAUUUGACCCGUUUGAGAACACUUAUGCUUGAAAAAAACCAGUUUUCCGGGUCAGUUCCUGAGCUAAAGUUACCAAAACUUGUGCAAUUUAAUGUAUCUGGUAAUAGUUUAAAUGGGUCUAUUCCAAAGAGUUUAGAAAGUAUGCCUGUUGAUUCUUUUUCUGGAAAUUCACUUUGUGGGAAACCACUUGAAAUUUGUCCUGGAAAUGGGACUCAACCUGCUAUAGCUACUGGUGGUAUUGAAAUUGGAAAUGGAUCACAUAAGAAAAAGAAGUUAUCUGGUGGUGCAAUUGCUGGUAUUGUUAUUGGAUCUAUAGUGGGGUUUGUUUUAUUGUUGUUGAUUUUGUUUGUGUUGUGUAGAAAGAGGACUGGUAACAACAAUGCUAGGUCUGUUGACGUGGCAACGUAUAAGCACCCGGAAACUGAGGUUUCUAGGGAUAAGCCGAGCAAUGUGGAUCCUGAAAAUGGCGGUGGGAAUAACGGGUAUUCAGUGGCGGCUGCUGCUGCUGCUGCAAUGACGGGUAAAGGGGGGGAGAGUGGUGGAAAUGUGGUUAAAAAGUUGAUCUUUUUCGGGAAUUCUGCGAGGGUUUUCGAUUUGGAGGAUUUGUUGAGAGCUUCAGCUGAGGUUUUAGGGAAAGGGACGUUUGGAACUGCGUAUAAGGCGGUUUUGGAGAUGGGGACUGUUGUAGCUGUUAAGAGGUUGAAGGAUGUGACUAUAUCUGAGAUGGAGUUUAGGGAGAAGAUUGAUGCUGUUGGAGCAAUGAAUAAUGAGAAUUUGGUGCCUCUUAGGGCAUAUUAUUAUAGCAGGGAGGAGAAACUUCUUGUCUAUGAUUAUAUGCCAAUGGGAAGCUUGUCUGCACUUCUUCAUGGAAACAAGGGGGCUGGGAGGACACCACUGGAUUGGGAAGUCAGGUCAAGCAUUGCCCUUGGUACUGCUCGGGGCGUUGAAUACCUACACUCUCAAGGUCCAAGUGUCUCCCAUGGGAACAUUAAAUCAUCCAAUGUUCUCCUCACCAAAUCAUACGAUGCACGGGUCUCAGAUUUUGGUUUAGCGCAGCUGGUUGGACCUCCAACUUCCCCGACUCGAGUUGCUGGAUAUCGUGCUCCAGAGGUAACGGACCCACGCAAAGUUUCCCAAAAGGCAGAUGUAUAUAGCUUUGGUGUAUUGCUUCUUGAGCUUCUCACUGGGAAGGCACCCACUCAUGCCCUCCUGAAUGAGGAAGGUGUUGACUUGCCAAGGUGGGUCCAGUCCAUCGUUAAAGAGCAAUGGACUUCAGAAGUUUUUGAUAUCGAGCUCCUCAGGUACCAGAGUGUCGAGGAAGAAAUGGUGCAACUUUUGCAGCUUGCAAUAGAUUGUGCGGCUCAAUAUCCUGACCACAGACCUUCGAUGUCCGAGGUCUGUGAGCGGAUUCAAGAGCUCCGUCGCUCAAGCGUCGGGAUUACUCAAGAACCAUCUGAUCUUGUCGAUGAAUCUGAUUGAGGUGGUACUUAGUCCUUUACAUGUGCAGUACUUGAACUAAAGAAGCACCAUUUGAUGAGCAUAUUAAACUUUCAUGUUAUCUGUUGGUUAGUAAAGCCUUAUCUUCUUUCAUUUAAAUUUAACAAUUUAUGCCCCUUCCUUUUCCUAGUUCUCCAAUUAGUAGCCCUUCACAUUUUCCUUUGUGGGGGGCCAAUCUCUGUACCAUUUGUUCUUGUUGGGUGGAUAAUGGUUUCUGUAAUUAUUACUUUCAUCCUUUCCUUGGCUUUUACUUCAA
Molecule: messenger RNA, 2434 nt
Organism: Lycium ferocissimum
Lineage: Eukaryota; Viridiplantae; Streptophyta; Magnoliopsida; Solanales; Solanaceae
Product: probable inactive receptor kinase At1g48480
Exons: 2
Coding region: 166-2160 (664 amino acids)
Biological process (GO): protein phosphorylation
Molecular function (GO): ATP binding; protein binding; protein kinase activity
Source: RefSeq, a predicted model, not a curated record